GAAAAAUCGCACCCGUUUCUCACGUCAAGUUUUCUAUACCCCCAGCUGUUCCUUCAUUCACUUGUUUAUUUAUUGAUAAAUGUAUUCGUUACUUCUUUUAAAUUAAGUUCCAAAAUGUGUUCAUUACGUUUCCGUAUUUUUUAUCUUGUGACUUGAAAAUGUGAAGUGUACAGUUUACUAUUUUUAUUGUUUCGGAAGUCUAAUUCAGUUUUAAGAAUAUGUGAAUAUUUAUAUUAAAUAGUUUCCUUUUUGUAAUAAUAAUGUGACGUAUAAAAUGAUGGCCUAAAGAUUUUGAUAAUAGUGACGGUUUAAAGUGAUUGCACUUUGCGACAGAGACGCAUAAUGUUUGUAUAAGGCUAGUGUUUUGUGAGUGAGGGAGAAAGAUGUCGCUGCCGAUGAAGCGUUCGUUCAGCUCGGAGGGGGGCGCCUCCAAGCGUGACUGGAAGUUGAGGCUCAGCCUUCGGAGCCGGAGCGGUCACAGCGUGGAAGCGCUGCGCGGGCGACGUUGUGCAUCUCUUCGAUCGGCUGCUACGCCGCUACGCGCAGACGAUUCAGGGCGUAGCACACCAUCUGCGCCGCACCGCACCUCCUCCUCUCCAGCUGACACCCCCGCACCAAAGAAAUCUAACUGGGAGGUUAUCGAACAUUUUUCCUCCAAUCGGACUAAGAAAAGUCCUACUUCAGUGGAAACUGAAGGCGGUGCCGUCUCUUCAUCCCCAGCGCUCCCACUCUGUCCGGCUGGGAAACCGGAUGUUGACGCACAACCAUUGCUCUGUGAAGACACUCGCAACGAGCAGGGAGGAGGAGCAGGCGGCACCAACGAUGACGGUGAAGAAGAUGAAGACGACUGUUGGCAUCAGUGCAUCGAGAGCUGUCCUCCGCCCUUGCGUGCUGUAUGCGAGACACACAGAUUUGAAAACUUACACGUCGAAAUGCUUUACCAGCGCUAUUUUCUGCGCAUGAACCAAACGAAUAUGACUCAUCUACUCGGACUAUUGCUGUUGGUCGCCGUUGGGCUGAUCUCCGUACAAAUAAAGACACUACUCUUGGCACAUAAUUACCUUAAUGGUCUCCUACCGCCAAACAAUUUCCUACUGGACUCGGAAUCUUACAGAUUGCCGACGUUCUCGACAAUGAGCUACUACGAACUCUCGGAUCUAAACUCUACCAAAUUUAAGCGAGCCUACUACGAGAAGGAGCGUGUGGCUCACAUUAUUAAUACGAUUACCCUCGGAAUUGUCUCUCUUGUUUAUACAUGUUUAUUGGCUUGCUUGAGCCGACCAGCUAUAAACGAGAUUUACCUGUUGACGAUAUCAUAUGUCGUACUCGUCACAUUUCUGCUGAUCGAGUUCGCAUUCGCUGGAACUUCAGUCCUAAGAUCUUUGGACUUGAGCUGCGGCACUUGUGCCUUGUUUACGUAUGUGACGUAUGCGACCCUACCGGUUAGACUACACGAGGCAACGGUGGGUGGUCUUGCACUCGCCGCUGUCAAUAUUGGAGCACAGAUUAUUAUGAACAAGGCGACGGAUGUGCAGAUUUUCUGCAGUCUGGUUACUCUAGUCGCCUGCAACGUGGCUGGAAUCAUGACUCACCAUCCCCGCGAGCUCGCACAGCGUCGCGCAUUCUUGGAGACCAGGGAUUGCGUUGAAGCGCGCCUCGUAACACAGAGAGAAAAUCAACAACAGGAACGAUUACUACUCUCCGUUCUACCUCGCCACGUUGCCAUGGAGAUGAAAGCGGACAUUGCCAACCAGCCGCGUCAGGAGCAAUUUCACAAAAUCUAUAUUCAAAGAUACGAGAAUGUGAGCAUCCUGUUUGCGGACAUCUGUGGCUUCACCUCUCUUUCGGACCAGUGCACUGCUGAGGAACUCGUACGCCUAUUGAAUGAACUGUUUGCUAGAUUCGAUCGUCUCGCGGCUGAGCACCAUUGCCUUCGAAUCAAGCUCUUGGGCGACUGCUAUUACUGCGUGUCGGGUCUACCGGAAGCUCGCGAUGACCAUGCCAAGUGCUGCGUUGAAAUGGGACUCGACAUGAUUGAUGCGAUUGCUCUGGUACGUGAGGUGAUGGCGGUGAAUGUAAACAUGCGCGUGGGCAUCCACACCGGACGAGUACACUGCGUCGUCCUCGGACUACGCAAGUGGCAGUUUGAUGUGUGGUCAAAUGAUGUUACACUUGCCAACUACAUGGAGAGCGGCGGAGUUGCUGGGCGAGUACAUAUUACGAAGGAAACCCUACGAUGCCUCGGCGAAGAUUACAAAGUUGAACCAGGAUAUGGUGGUCUCCGUAACGUAUAUCUGAAGGAUCAUAAUAUUGAGACAUACCUCAUUGUACCGGAUGACACUAGCCGAGUGGACAAGAAACCUCAGAAUUCGUUCUCACUAAACGGAAAUGUAUCGAAGGAAAUGCGCGUUAUGGGACACGGAUCACAGCAUGGGAAACACUCCUCCAAGAUCGGUGUGGAUGCGAACAAUGAGAAUAAGAAACCAGAGGAUGAGGUGAACGAGUAUCUAAUGAAGGCAAUUGAUGCCCGCUCCAUCGACCGUCUCCGCGCCGAGCACUGCCAGCCAUUCACACUGACCUUCCGCGACAAUAAGCUGGAACGCAAGUACACCGCUGAGAGGGACAGGAUGCUGAAAGUAUAUUUCAUCUGCUCCUUGGUUGUAUACUUUGCUGUGGCCAUUGUUCAACUUCUCGUCUUCGACAUCAACGCGGCGGUCAUCGCGACGAUCAUUGUUUCUGGAAUUGUCAUCUUCAGCUUCACGUAUUUGGUGCUCAGCAUUAACUUUGAGCGCGUGAGUCCACGGGUAAAGCGGCUAGCGAUGAGUGUACAUAACAACCGCACGCUUGCGCAACUGCUGUCAUUCAUUGCGGUGGGAGCUGUCGUCCUACAGAUCAAGAUAAUUAUGGGAAUAUACAUGAUCUCGCCUCGAACAACCCCAACAUCAGAUGACGGAACUGCGUAUUGCCCACACGACAUCAACGAGCACUACCUACAACUGACGCUGAUGGUGAUGUUCCUGUGUGCGGUGCACCAGAUCCUCAUCACGAUGAUAAAGACGUUGGUUCUGUUCGUGAUCAGUGUGACGUAUAUUGCCGUCACGGUCCAGAAGCAUCUCUACUACCAAGAACACUUCUCCAAUUAUCAGCACAAAUGCGAUGUGGACUGGAACCAACACUGGACGAACGUCGUGGUAGCUCUCGGUGCGCUAGUGGCGCUGAUGUUACACUCACAGCAGACGGAAAGCACAUACCGCCUUGACUUCAUCUGGAAACUACAGGCUACGGAUGAGAAGGAAGAUAUGGAACAUCUUGAGGCAUACAACCGAAAACUACUCGCAAACAUCUUGCCUGAACACGUUGCGCAACACUUCCUCUGCAGCGACAAGAAUAUUGAUGAACUAUAUCACGAGCAAUGCGAGUCAGUGUGUGUAAUGUUCGCUUCGAUUCCGAACUUCUCCGAGUUCUACGUAGAGCUGGAGGGAAACAACGAAGGCGUAGAAUGUCUCCGACUUCUGAAUGAGAUCAUUGCUGACUUCGACGAGAUUUUAGCCGAGGACCAGUUCAAGUACAUUGAGAAGAUUAAGAGCACGGGAGCGACUUACAUGGCUGCGUCUGGACUAACAGUUGCUACCAGAGAUCUUAGAGGCUACCGCCAUGUCACCGCAAUGGCGGACUACGCACUGCGCCUGCGCGAACAACUUCAAUAUGUAAAUGAGCAUUCGUUCAACAGCUUCCGCAUCAGAAUUGGUAUCAACAUUGGACCGGUAGUGGCCGGCGUGAUCGGCGCCCGCAAGCCACAAUAUGACAUUUGGGGCAAUGCAGUAAACGUUGCGUCUCGAAUGGAUUCCACUGGACUGCUCGACCACAUCCAGGUGACGCAAGAAGUGUAUGACAUUUUGGCGACUCGUGGCUACCGGCUCCGGUGCCGCGGCACUAUUGACGUCAAGGGCAAGGGCAACAUGGUUACAUUCUUCCUCGACGGGAUCGGUGAGACGCCACAAGCGGGAAUAAGGGACAUUUAUGCUAACCCAACACCAUCGACGUCGGGCGCCGGAAGUGACGUUAGUGCCGACCGUGACGGUAUUGACGAGCGACGCCUUGAGCACCGACCUCUCGAGACACUCUCCGAGGGACACACCGAUGAAGACGGUGGACCCUCGCCACGAGCGUCAAUUCCAAAGGAAAAUCUAAACGGUUCAAUGAGCCCAAAGCUGUUGAAUGGGAAGUCAACGUCCCGCGAGAGUCUUGCGAGCGCCGUCCGAGCGCGCGUCCUACGUCGCCUCGAGCGCCCACAAUCCCUGGCCGAGGCCUCAACUCUCCCCGCUGUCGUUUCCCUCAUCACCUCCAAGGCACACUCCCUGAAUUUCGAUGGCACUACCUACUACACCCAGGAUGAGACUACGAAGCGAUCUCUCGAAACUGUUAAGCCAGUAGUUGAAUCCAGAAGUAGCGGGGAUAUUGAAACACUCCUGCAGGACAGCGGGCCACGACGAGCUGCUAGCCUCGCCGACUUUCUGUUCAGAAGAAAGCAGGCUAGAUCAACUACUGCUGCUGUAAACAUUAUCGAAAAUCCAAUGAAUGUUUUGUAAGUGAGUUAUUAAAUUUAUCUCACAUUUGAUUACGACUUAACCCGGAUAUGACGAAUAUGUACCCAACUUUGACUCUGAGAUCGCCGUCCUAUAAAAUUUAUAAAUGUUUAAUACUAAAUCGGAGGUGAACUCUACCCGGAAUUGGCACAGCUCCCGGAUUUGACAACACACUCGGCUUGACCUCAACUCAUAUCAAGACUGACUUUGCUAACUGACAUUAACGUCUAAAGCGUCGUUGCGGGGCGUGCCCUCGUUUCGGCGUUACUCUACGAAUUUAUGAUAUUAAUGCGGAUUGGUUUUAAUCAUGGUUGUGAUUAAGUUUGCGUACGACGCGGGAUUGUAACUUUAGUAUAGAAAAAUCCGCAUAUAUACUGUCAAUUGAUAUAUUCCACACAUUGUUGAAUGUAUUCACGAUGUAGGUUUUUAAAGGGCAAGUAACGAUAGGAUUUGUAAUGAGUAGAUAGGAUGGUUUUAAGAAAAUGAAACAGAGUAUGUGAUCGUAAUUCAUUUAGUAGCACGUUAUAGUUAGAUAAUUUUACCUUUUGUGCAAUUUCAAAUAUUUCGAUAUUUUCUAAUAAUUUACGUUUUUUCUGUUUUAUUAUAAAAUAUAUUCAGCAAAACUGUUUCUAAAAAAAAAAAACUUCGGAUUUAUGAUAAAUUUAAAUGCUGUCUGUUUUUACGCUGACCUCAGAAAUAUGACUAAAAUAGAAAGUCAUAAACGCAAAGAUUAAUUAUAAGUGGAUUUUUAAUUAAGACACGAAUUUUAAAAUCACCAAAGUACACUGAUACUAAAAGAAGCAAACAUGCAUUAUUUUUAUUAUUUUUGUUUGUGUCCAGGCCAAACAUAAUAAUCGAUUCAUCUAAUUUUCGAUUAAAUCUAAAUAUUCGUUAAAGCUAUUCUUAUAACAAGCCUGCGUUACAUAAGUUUAAAUUAUUAUAUACUCUGUGCUUGUAUAUAGCUGCAUAGCACGUGUUUAUAUACUUUACAAUACCUUAUGUCAAAUGAGCUUAUUUUAAAUAAGUAGAAGUAGCAGCUUUUGAAAUAUAUGUACGUAGAAACACAAAAAACAAUAGAAAAAAAAUACCAAAAAAAUAACCAAAUAAAUGUCUAUCUACAUUAGCAGUUAUGUAAUAAAUUAAGAUAUAUCUAUGAGUACGGUCUAACUUACAGCUUCCGUUGCGUUGUUCUAUUUCGUACAAGUAACGAUCGAGGAGGAAUUAAUUUCGUUUUAAAUUCACAGACCACCGACGACGAAGUGCGAUUACUGAAAGAUAAUGAUGAUAUUGAAAUUAAUUUCAGAUCAAUUCAAAUUAAUUGCUCUUCUUUGUAAAAUGAAAGUGGUGGACGAAUUAUUAUUAUUGCUUUUUACUUCUGGUCGAUAACUUCAAAACGAGGUUUAUUACAUUACAGACAAGCAACAUUUUUAAGUAUUUAAUUGCUAUUUUUUUCCGAGCUCAAGCUCAACAUCAAGGAUCAAUCUCAACAUUAGAUAAGAAUGACUUGAGUAUAUUUGCUUAUUUAUAACUUUGUAAAUAGUAUUUUUCUUAAGAAUAGAAAUAAGAUGUUUAUUAAGUAGCGUGAUAUUAUAACCGCUGAUUCGAUUCCUACAUUCAAAUAAGAACUUUCUGUAGUUAUUGUAAAUAUUUUUUACAUCAUUAAUUGUUGCCAAACUAUUCGAUAUUUAAAAAUGUGUAAUGUCUACUGUCGUGUAAAAUUAUUGUCAUAUUAUUAUACCCUGUUCAAGUUAGCUUGAUCUUUUUGA
Vanessa atalanta (red admiral) is the source of this 6352-nucleotide messenger RNA. RefSeq names its product adenylate cyclase type 6. The record is from RefSeq and is a predicted model, not a curated record. Bases 384 to 4589 code for a protein of 1401 amino acids. The transcript has 30 exons. Gene Ontology annotation, cellular component: plasma membrane. Lineage: Eukaryota; Metazoa; Arthropoda; Insecta; Lepidoptera; Nymphalidae. Gene Ontology annotation, biological process: adenylate cyclase-inhibiting G protein-coupled receptor signaling pathway; adenylate cyclase-activating G protein-coupled receptor signaling pathway; intracellular signal transduction. Gene Ontology annotation, molecular function: adenylate cyclase activity.